GUUUUGCCACCUUUUUCCAACAUCACUCACUCAGCCAAAAACAGUUCACAAAAUCAGCUUCUUAAUUACUUCGAAUAGCUCAGCCUGAAAAUGUUGUCCAAGGAAGAAGGAGGCGGCGCCGUCGGGGCUCCCGGCAGAGCAGUUUCCACUGAUCAGACAAUCAUCACCACCAACAACAACAAUAACAAUCCCCUAGAGACGAUCAUUCCAAUACUGGUUACGGACUUCACUCGCAGCAAUAGCGAACUACGGAAUCUCCGGUCAUUAGACGAAGCUUUCGAGGGCGACCAACUCGACCCCAAAGCCAAACCAUUGAUACAAAGAGUCCCAUCAACCCUUGCCCGUCACGAAGAUUUCAGGAAGUAUUUCAAGCCGAAAGUGAUCUCAAUCGGCCGACUCUACCACGAUGAUCCCACCCUCCGUGAUUCCGAGAAGCUCAAGCUCAAAUUAGCAGCACAUUUCGUCAAAAAAAUUGGCGUCGAUAAGGAUACCUUGUACAACAACAUGAAGACAGAGAUCAAUGGCUUGAAAAAAUGCUAUGAUCCAAAGGAAUUAGAGAAGUAUAGUAACGAUAACGAGAAACUGGCUUGGAUGUUCUUCGUUGACGGCUGCGCAAUUUUACAAGCAGUUUAUAUGCGUUACGGCCAAGAUUAUGAUCGUAAGUCGAACGAAUUGUUCAUUAAAAACGAUUUGCUGACAUUUGUGUACUCGGAUCUGUUCUUGUUGGAAAACCAAUUACCUUUUCGUGUUCUUGAAUUGCUUACAAGCUCGGGGGAUGGCCUAAAGUUCAUGGAUUCAAUCAAAAGGUUCAUCGACGACACCGUCGUUAACCCAGCCGAGAUGAAAGAGCCACAAUCACAUCAGCAGGACAGGUAUAAGAUUUUUAUAGCUAGAUGA
This is a messenger RNA of Gossypium arboreum, 897 nucleotides long. RefSeq names its product UPF0481 protein At3g47200-like. NCBI's taxonomy places the organism in Eukaryota, Viridiplantae, Streptophyta, Magnoliopsida, Malvales, Malvaceae. The record is from RefSeq and is a predicted model, not a curated record. The coding region runs from base 91 to 897 and encodes 268 amino acids. The transcript has a single exon.